AGACAGGUCCAUCUGCCACUAUCUCAACAACAACAGGAGGCUCCAUAGUGUCAAAAUACACAGCAGAUGCAUAUACAUAUGGCCAAGUUAUAAAGAGAGAGAAAUUUUCAAUUGUAAAGAUAGGAGCGAAUGGGGACGGGUUCUUCAAAGAACGGAGACGGAAACUCGCAUGGAGGAGAAGAGCGAGAGGAGAAUAUGGACCAGGAUGGAGGUCAGCUUUAUGUUUCUCUUAAAAUGGAGAAUUACAAGCAAAAAAGAGACCUUUUCCCUCAUGUAUAUGGCUCUGUCCCUCUUGUUGGAUCCUGGGAUUCUUCUAAAGCUCUUUCAAUGGAACGUGAAUCGGCUUCAAUGUGGGAAUUGAGCUUUGUUGUGCCUCCUAAUCACGAAACGUUGGAUUUCAAGUUCCUGUUGAAGCCAAAAUAUAGCAACAUCCCAUGCGUAGUGGAGGACGGCCCAAACCGGCUUCUUACGGGGGGGACAUUGCAGGGGGAAUCUAGACUGGCUGUCUUUAAGAUUGCUGAUGAGGUUCUUGAAUAUAGAGUGUUCAUUAAGGCGGACAGAGUUUCACCCUUUGAUCUUGCGGCUAGUUGGAGAGCUUAUCAGGAGAAUCUCCAGCCUUCAACUGUCCGUGGGAUUCCUGAUGUCAGUAUCAAUUCUGCCCCAGAAUCUGGAGCUGAGAAUUCAGCUAGUUUGGAGCUAGAUCUUGAACAUUAUGUCGUUCCAGCCCCAUCAACGUCAGCAAACUCAGGCCUGGUAUAUGCAGCUAACAAUGCUGAGAAUCCAAGGUUCCAUACUGCUGAUGGAUCGGGGAAUGCUUCAUAUUCCUGUAAGGAUGGUGGCUUAUCUGUUGAUCGACCUGCACCUAUUAAGGAGAUGGAGGUCAGUAUCCCAGAUCCAUCGAAGGUUUACUCGGGUUCUGGGAUGGUUGAGUCAAAAUCAGUAGGGACAUUCUCACCUUUGCAAAAGCAAGAUGGUCACCGGGGACUCUAUGUGGAUAGGGGGGUUGGAUCUCCUAGGCUUGUAAAAUCAUCUAGUUCAAAUACUUUCGCUUUUGAUCUCAAAUUGGUCACAGAAACCAAGCAUUCAAUGCCAGCAGCUGCUGGAGCUGUUGCAGCAGCAGCUGUAGCUGAUCAGAUGCUUGGACCAAAGGAGGAUAGACAUUUGGCAAUUGUUCUGGUUGGUUUACCUGCACGAGGCAAGACUUUUACUGCUGUUAAACUUACCAGAUAUCUUCGUUGGUUGGGUCAUGAUACCAAACACUUCAAUGUUGGAAAGUAUCGACGCCUCAAGCAUGGAGCUAAUCAGUCUGCUGAUUUUUUUAGAGGUGACAAUCCUGAAGGCAUGGAGGCACGUAAUGAGGUAGCAGCAUUGGCCAUGGAUGAUAUGAUCGCCUGGAUGCAAGAAGGUGGCCAGGUAGGCAUAUUUGAUGCAACAAACAGUACCAGGGAAAGGAGGAAUAUGCUUAUGAAAAUGGCUGAAGGAAACUGCAAGAUCAUAUUUUUGGAAACAAUAUGCAAUGAUGAACGCAUUAUUGAAAGAAAUAUACGCCUUAAAAUUCAACAAAGCCCCGACUAUGCAGAGGAGCCGGACUUUGAAGCUGGAUAUCAAGAUUUCAAAAAUCGACUAGUCAAUUAUGAGAAAGUUUAUGAGCCUGUGGAAGAAGGUUCUUAUAUCAAAAUGAUUGACAUGGUCAGUGGACAUGGUGGGCAAAUACAAGUGAAUAAUAUCAGUGGCUACCUUCCUGGAAGAAUUGUCUUUUUCUUGGUGAAUACACAUCUUACACCCCGCCCGAUAUUACUUACUAGGCAUGGAGAAAGCCGGGAUAAUGUUAGAGGGAGAAUUGGCGGUGACACUGUUUUGAGUGAUAAGGGAGAGAUCUAUGCAAAGAAACUUGCUAACUUCGUUGAAAAACGACUGAAAUCUGAGAAGACUGCCUCUAUUUGGACUAGCACGCUGCAGAGAACAAUUAUUACAGCAAGUCCAAUUGUUGGAUUUCCCAAGAUCCAAUGGCGUGCACUUGAUGAGAUAAAUGCUGGAGUAUGUGAUGGAAUGACAUAUGAGGAGAUAAAGAAGAAUAUGCCUGAGGAGUAUGAGGCACGGAAGAAAGACAAGCUGAGGUACCGGUAUCCACGUGGAGAAUCUUAUCUGGAUGUCAUCCAAAGGCUGGAGCCUGUAAUUAUUGAACUUGAAAGACAACGAGCUCCCGUUGUAGUGAUCUCUCAUCAGGCGGUUUUAAGAGCAUUAUAUGCUUACUUUGCUGAUAGGCCUCUGAAAGAAAUACCACAUAUUGAGGUGCCACUUCAUACUAUAAUAGAGAUACAAAUGGGAGUUACUGGUGUCCAAGAGAAAAGAUACAAACUCAUGGACUGAACAUAUUUGUUGAAAGUUCUCUGAUAACCCAAAAUUGGAAGGAAAUUUCCAUUUUUUUCAAAAAAAAAAUAAUUUCCAUUCAUUAACGAGAUGCAAUACUGAUGUAUCAAACUGUAUCUACAAGACAUGAAUUCAAUGUUUAAAUUCAUUUCCAUUA
Ricinus communis (castor bean) is the source of this 2527-nucleotide messenger RNA. Its product is annotated as 6-phosphofructo-2-kinase/fructose-2,6-bisphosphatase. Gene Ontology annotation, biological process: fructose 2,6-bisphosphate metabolic process; fructose metabolic process. Bases 130 to 2370 code for a protein of 746 amino acids. Gene Ontology annotation, cellular component: cytosol. The transcript is spliced from 23 exons. Gene Ontology annotation, molecular function: fructose-2,6-bisphosphate 2-phosphatase activity; 6-phosphofructo-2-kinase activity; ATP binding. Lineage: Eukaryota; Viridiplantae; Streptophyta; Magnoliopsida; Malpighiales; Euphorbiaceae. The record is from RefSeq and is a predicted model, not a curated record.